Molecule: messenger RNA, 2112 nt
Organism: Linnemannia hyalina
Lineage: Eukaryota; Fungi; Mortierellomycota; Mortierellomycetes; Mortierellales; Mortierellaceae
Source: the annotation of a GenBank genome assembly
AUGAACAGGACACACCCCCUCGAGAUCCCAGAGAUCCUCACAAGAGUCGGCCGCCAUGUCCCCCUCUGGGUCCACACAAAACCAACCUCCACUUCCUCCACAUCACCGCCCAUCCCCGAACCCCACAACCAACCCAUCAACAGCAUCACCCUUCCACAGCCACCAAUGGGCCCUCCCUACUUCGACCCCCAACACCUCCUCUCCUGCAUCCAAGUUAACCGCACAUGGCAUGACAUCUUCCUCCCCAUCCUCUGCUUCUCCUUUGACGAUACCGCCGUCCAGACCGCUCCCAUCACCACCUUCUUCCCCUCUACUACUGCUACCAUAGGAGGGGAGGAAAGAACAGUGGUGAAGUUUUUGAACCGCAACUCGCCAGCGGUCAAGUUUUUUCUGAGGAAUCCCCUCAUCCUCCAAAACACCCGCCUCCAAAGCCUACGCUGGCAAGGCGGCGACUUUCAACGAGACAACCACGGCAUGCUUGACAGUCUUGCACUCGCUGCAAAACUGCAUCGGUUACAGGAUUUGGUCUUGGAAUGCUGGAGGUUGGAUCAAGGGUUUAUUGAGCUAUUGAGGAGUAACCCUGGGUUGAGGACUUUGGCCCUUGAUUUCGUGACCGGCGAGGCCCUUCCGCCUUUGACAACGGCGGUGGGAUGGGAAGAGGAGGAGGGUGGUAGUAGCACAGCCACGAUGGGAUCGUCGUCUUCGUCAUAUUUGUUGUCUUUGCUCACCAUACCCUCCAGCGCCUCUUCAAGCGGCACCUAUACCCAAGCAAAGUCACCAACAACGACAAAUCCAACAACAGGAAGAUACCCACCGGAAUGGCACGACGACGACGACUAUCACCACCUAUACUCCACAAGCCCAAAACGCAAGAACCCAAACCCUCACGGAUUCCAACUCCUCCACCUCACCUGCCUCAGCGUCUGCAAGGACGUCGAAAGCGGUGCCUUUGAGACCCUAAUCCGUCUCUGCCCCAACCUCGAAGAACUCUCCUGGAUGGGACCUCUCGAUUCAGACCUCGAAGCGCUUACGCUCAACCUUGCACAAUGCUGUCCCCGCGUCGCGGUUUUGACAUACUCGACGGUCGAUGUCUCGGAACCCGAGCACCGUUAUGCGGCCCUAGUCCGCAGUCUCCCUGCCCUGGUCGAUCUCCAGAUCCGGAUUCCGACUCUUGAAGGCGGAGAGUUUGCGAGGGCUUUGUUGUCUCGACAUGCGGCGACGUUGGAGAUCUUGGACUUGCGCAUCGUUAAUCGAAGGCCGUCGUCAGCAACGAAUGAGCAGAGUCAAGAGAGUCUGAGAAAGAUUCUAAUGGGGUGUUCAGAGCUGACGGCGUUGUCGAUUGAGGGGGCAGAGAGGAUGUCAGAAUACUUGUUCUUGUUUCCUUGGGCCUGUUCGCCUCGAUUGCAUCGGUUGUUCUUGGCUGCGUCUAUUUCUGGAGAUAGUAGUCCUGGAGGAGAUAUGGUUGUGGCACUUCAAGGACUGGGACAAGGACAAGAACUGGGACAAGGACAGGGACAAGAGCAGGACGUACGUGGAGUUCAGGAUGAAGGUAGACGUUCGGAGGAAGACGGCUUUGUAGCAGAGGCUGCGUUAUACGGUUGGUCUGUCGUGGGCAGUUCUGGACCGCCUGAUCGGCGCCGUCGUCAUCCUAGCGACACCAAUACCAACGAUUUUGACGACGAAGUGGAUGAGGAUGAGGAGGACGAGGAAGAAGGAGAAGUCGUCGCCAUAACUGGAAGCAACCCCACAGGAUCGAAUUCCAUCCCCGGACAAGUCAGCAGCAACAACAUGGUCCUUCCUAGUGAAUUCAAUCAUUCAAAUCAAGAUUUCAAUACUGCCACUCCCACUACAACCAUCUCGACCAACACCUCCAAUACUCAAGCCCUUCCGCAUACCAGCACCGGCAGCAUCUACGGUGAUGAAGACACGCCCAUGCCCGUUGUUCUUUCCACAGCCUCUUCUUCAUCUUUAUCUUCAUCCUCGUCCUCAGCAGGAUCGACAUCCUUCGUGCGGGAUAUGAUGCACCGCCUCGAGGAAAUGCCGCGUCUCCAAUCGUUUGUCCUCAACGGUGUCGAGUACAUCCGCAUGCCCAACCUAAUGACGGCUCGCUAA